UCUAAAAGCAUUGGGUACCGAAGGAGAAGACAAAACGGAAUUAGGAGAACCAAUUAGACAAGAACUUGCAGACAGAUGGACAAAAAUACUGACAACAGGUCUGGGAAAAGAUGCCAGAGACGCUUUGAUUAAAAAAUACCCCACUCCCAAAAACUUCCCAGGUGCAGUUGCACCAAUUUUAAAUCCAGAAGUGGCCGCCUCUUUCUCAGACACUUCUUUAAAAAGAGAUAAAAGAAUUGUUUUUCGACAAAACAUGACAGGAAAGGUAAUGACUUCGCUCGGAAGAGCAUUGACAAACAUAUUUAAGGGCGACAUAAACACAAAAUCUCUGAUAGAACAAAUUAAUGAUGCAGCAAAAAUGUUAGCAGAAAUUUAUCACCAGGAUUCAUCAUCUAGGAAAUUUUUUACACUACCAAGUACAACAAAGACUAUACAAGAAGCUCUUAAAAAUACAAUUCCAGAUGAAUAUCUUUUCGGAAAAGAUUGUAUGGAAAAAAUAAAUGCAGCUCAGAAGAUACAGAAAACAAGUAAUCAAAUACGAGUUCCUGAAAAGAAAACACCUAGUACAGCCAAUAAAAAACGGGGAAACUGGAAAAGCCCACUGCCACAACAACAACCUCGCAGUGGGCCACUAUCACAAUACCCGAUCAAGAGACAGAACCCUCUACGCCGCUUAAACCAGCCCCACUUCAAUCAACCUCGCCAGAAAUUCCAGAGACGAUCCCCACCGAAGUCGAGACCCCGAUACCACAAAUAAAUACACAGACAUGUACACCCACUACAUCGACAAAUUACCCUGGCAGCAGGGCUGUUGUCAGCGAAGCGUAUGUGAGAAGAGGAACUCCGGCCUCCGCAAUUCCUGUUAUGCUAAAUUCUCUCGCCAACAACUCAAUGAAACAGUACGACACAGCAUUAAAAUCCUGGUGGUAUUUUUGUGAACAGCAAAAAAUAAGCCCUUAUGAAGCCCCAGUGCCUAAUAUUCUAACAUUUUUAAAUGAAAAAUUUAAUAAUGGCGCCAUAAAUUCGACAAGGUCCGCCUUAUCACUUAUAAUAGGACAACAAGUUGGAAAUGAUGAAAGAAUCAAAAGAUUUAUUAAAGGAGUCUUCCGAUCAAAACCUCCUAGACCAAAAUACAAUUUUACCUGGGAUCCUGGUUUAGUUUUAAACCAUGUAGCCUUAUGGUAUCCACAUGUGGAUAUAAGCUUGGAAAAACUAACUAAAAAGUUAGUCACUAUAUUAGCAUUGACGACGGGACAUAGGGUUCAAACCCUGUCCUUAAUUAAACUAAAUAAUAUUAAGGUGGUUCAUCAAGGAAUUCAGAUACAUAUUCCGGAUAUCAUAAAGACUACAAAACGAGGUGCCCUACAACCAAUGUUACAUCUAAAAACUUACAACAAUAAAAUAGAAAUCUGCCCAGUUCAUAUCAUAAGAUCCUAUAUAAAUAUCACACAGUCCAUAAGAAAAGAUAUUCAAAAUUUGAUUAUUACAUAUAAAAAGCCGCACAAAAAUGCGUCUUGUCAAACUAUAAGCCGUUGGACAAAGACUACUAUAGAAGAAGCUGGUAUAGAUAUGACCUCUUUCACGGCCCACAGUACCCGACAUGCAUCAACUUCAGCGGCAAAGAGGUCUGGACUUAAUAUAGAAGACAUAAGGAAAACUGCAGGCUGGUCUCAAAAUUCUGAGACCUUCGCCAGAUUCUAUAACCGCCCUGUAAUAAAUGAUCCGUCGUCCUUUAGUACUGUUGUGUGUCAGACAAUUGAGAACUAUAUAUAAAAUAUGGUUCUUAAUUGUCUUGCACACAAAUUAUUUAAAAUUAUUUAAAAUGUGUAAGUGAAUGUUUAUAGCAUAAAAUAAUUUAAAAUAAAAAUAAAGAAUGUAAAUCUUUAUGACUAUGUAACAUAGACUAUUCAUUCACAACCCUAGCUUCAA
This is a messenger RNA of Hyposmocoma kahamanoa, 1929 nucleotides long. RefSeq lists its product as uncharacterized. Gene Ontology annotation, molecular function: DNA binding. The coding region runs from base 865 to 1773 and encodes 302 amino acids. Gene Ontology annotation, biological process: DNA recombination; DNA integration. The transcript is spliced from 2 exons. NCBI's taxonomy places the organism in Eukaryota, Metazoa, Arthropoda, Insecta, Lepidoptera, Cosmopterigidae. The record is from RefSeq and is a predicted model, not a curated record.